This is a messenger RNA of Echinococcus granulosus, 231 nucleotides long. RefSeq names its product Histone H2A. The record is from RefSeq and is a predicted model, not a curated record. NCBI's taxonomy places the organism in Eukaryota, Metazoa, Platyhelminthes, Cestoda, Cyclophyllidea, Taeniidae. The transcript is spliced from 2 exons. Gene Ontology annotation, molecular function: structural constituent of chromatin; protein heterodimerization activity; DNA binding. The coding region runs from base 1 to 231 and encodes 76 amino acids. Gene Ontology annotation, cellular component: nucleosome.
AUGCGGUCGAGUCAGAUGCAGCUGUCGACGCGUGAGACAAAGAGGAAACUGUCAGAGCCAAUAGCAGGCGACGAUAGCGCGAAGAGGACAAUGAGCGGCAGAGGCAAAGGAGGUAAAUUGCGGGCUAAAGCGAAGACGAGGUCGGCGCGAGCUGGUCUGCAAUUCCCCGUGGGUCGUGUGCACCGCCUGUUGCGUCGUAGCAACUACGCGGAGCGCGUGGGUGGGUGCUAG